ACAGCAACACUGUGAGGCCAGUGGGCGCCUCAACCUCUCCAUAAGGUGCCUCUAGUGGCACUGUUGUUCCCCUUCACUAUCCUGGCACCAGCGGUAGCCCCAGCCUCCCUAGGUCUCUAGCAGCGAUGACCCACUACCGCGGGGACAUGGAGACAUCGGGUUAACUGCCGUCAGUUAUAGACGUCAAGCUUGGACACCACCCUGAAAGAUUGACAUCAAGCUUAGACACCACCCUGAAGCAUUGACAUCAAGCUUAGACACCACCCUAAAGCAUUGACAUCAGGGACACCACCCUGAAGCACAGGCAAGCAGAGGACGGUCACCCCUGAAGCGCAGAUAAUCAGAAGCAGACGUUAGUCAAGGCCUAGGCCAGCAGGACGACCUCGUUAACAGCUGAGAUAACAGGAGGAACACGAUAGCUGAUAAUAGUGAGAGAUAUCCCAGCCCCAAGUAUCUGUGUGUCUAGCACAGGCGCCACCACAAGCAUGCCUUAUUUGUUAAUUUCAACUCAGCUUAAGUUGGAUACUGGUCCAACUUAUGUUGGAGAUAGUGAAAGUGACCUUGAAUUGAUGAAUUAUCUUCAAGCAGAAGUAAUAACAGAACCAACUUCUAAGAGUUUCAGUUACUCUACGAAACUGGUGCCACGCAAGGUCUUGAAUCUAUUAGAGGUAAGAGGAUGGCAAGUAGUAUCAUCGGCUAGCAUUGGACAAACUUGUAUUUGGACACUGCAUAUUGAAUAAAUCUUGGCUAAAUGA
Procambarus clarkii (red swamp crayfish) is the source of this 755-nucleotide messenger RNA. RefSeq names its product NADH-cytochrome b5 reductase-like. Gene Ontology annotation, molecular function: cytochrome-b5 reductase activity, acting on NAD(P)H. Lineage: Eukaryota; Metazoa; Arthropoda; Malacostraca; Decapoda; Cambaridae. The record is from RefSeq and is a predicted model, not a curated record.